GAGCAUGCGCAUGUUUCGAAAAUCUUACAGUCUUUCACGCUUGAACCAAGAUGUCCACACAUAAGAAGAAGACAAGGAAGCUCCGUGGACAUGUGAGCCAUGGACAUGGACGUAUUGGCAAACACAGAAAGCAUCCUGGUGGUCGUGGUAACGCUGGUGGUAUGCACCACCAUCGUAUCAACUUUGACAAAUACCAUCCUGGUUACUUUGGAAAACUUGGUAUGAGGAAUUACCAUUUACGCAGGAAUAGCAAGUGGUGUCCAACCCUCAACCUCGACAAACUUUGGACCUUGGUUUCAGAGCAAACUAGGCUAAAAUACAAAGAUGCCAAGCCUGAUGCUAAAGUACCAGUCAUCGAUCUUGUUAAGGCUGGAUACUACAAGCUUUUGGGUAAAGGGAGGUUACCGAAGCAACCAGUUAUUGUUAAGGCCAAGUUCUUUAGCAAAUCAGCAGAAGACAAGAUCAAGGCUGUUGGUGGAACUUGUGUGUUGAGCGCAUAAAUAUUUAGAGAACUAUAUCUUUCCCAAGCUGGAUGUACAAACAAUACCACUGUACAAUUUUUAAUAAUAAAAAGGACGAAAAAAAUCUCAAA
Molecule: messenger RNA, 592 nt
Organism: Phymastichus coffea
Lineage: Eukaryota; Metazoa; Arthropoda; Insecta; Hymenoptera; Eulophidae
Gene: RpL27A
Product: large ribosomal subunit protein uL15
Exons: 6
Coding region: 51-500 (149 amino acids)
Biological process (GO): translation
Cellular component (GO): ribosome; cytosolic large ribosomal subunit
Molecular function (GO): structural constituent of ribosome
Source: RefSeq, a predicted model, not a curated record